AUGCUUCUCAUCCACUAUUUCAACAUGUCACAUUUCAAACACUAUAACUAUUUUAGCACUGAAUUGGAGGUAGUGUUGUACGGAGAAACUGUGUUUUAUAUUUUGGACACCCUAAACAUGAUGUUCUACAUCUGGAUCUUGUUCUCAGCAAAACAGUUUCAUUACAACUUCAACCUCGUUUCUGGUGCUCAAUACAUUAUACAUUUCAUUGAUAACCUCGCCAUAAUGGUUAUGCGAUUUCAUUGGAUGUUGGGCUACACGGAUGACAUCGAUAUAUCGUCGAAUUAUGUUUUUAACUGGGCUAUGACUGUUUCAAUAUACUGCAUUGUUGCUGCGAUGUGCGCUUUACCUUGCUCUAUACUUGAACGAUGUUUUGCCACGUUGUAUCUGAAGGAUUAUGAGACAAAUCAACGACCAUAUAUCUCGUAUUGCCUGGUUUUUCUGCUCAAUCUACUUGGAGUUAUUGGAGCAUUGAUACUUCAGAACAAAAGCUACACAAUCUAUGUUGUCACCGCGUUAAUAGUUCUGAACAUAAUCGCUUUGUCGCUCAACAUAUUUCUUCGUGGCUGGAACAAGAGGAAGUAUAAAGAGUGCCAUAGCAGUAGUACUGUUCGGUUCAGCAGGAUUGGGAAGUAUUCUCUGGCGAAGAGAUUUCAGAUUUCGGAGAAUAUUAAGUCUCUUCAUAUGCUCAAUUUCAUAAUCUACUACAUGGGAUUUAUGAACGUUGUCCUCGUUGUCAGCAUCCUCGCCUCCAGUUUCGUUACAUCCCCAGAAAGCCAAGCGCUCUGCUCUCUAAUCCUCGAUGCCAGUAUAUUUUUAUAUAGUUUUGCUCUCCCUCAAAUUAUGACGUGUUUCUGCCAGAAAUGGAAGGUACAGACGAGCGCAUUUAAAGAGAAAUUGGGUUAUCCAAAGUCGACAAGCAUUGAGCCAUUGAGAGAUACAUUCGGAAGUGAUAUGCGAGAGGAUGUGUCUAUGAAUAGAUACUUCGACCAGUUGAAAGAAUCGUGGGAGAAUGCAUGA
This is a messenger RNA of Caenorhabditis remanei, 1020 nucleotides long. RefSeq lists its product as uncharacterized. NCBI's taxonomy places the organism in Eukaryota, Metazoa, Nematoda, Chromadorea, Rhabditida, Rhabditidae. Gene Ontology annotation, cellular component: membrane. The record is from RefSeq and is a predicted model, not a curated record. The transcript is spliced from 6 exons. Gene Ontology annotation, biological process: sensory perception of chemical stimulus. Bases 1 to 1020 code for a protein of 339 amino acids.